Molecule: messenger RNA, 1560 nt
Organism: Mugil cephalus (flathead mullet)
Lineage: Eukaryota; Metazoa; Chordata; Actinopteri; Mugiliformes; Mugilidae
Exons: 5
Coding region: 3-1055 (350 amino acids)
Biological process (GO): response to bacterium
Source: RefSeq, a predicted model, not a curated record
CAAUGGCACCUCUAGUGUUUGCAUCAUUUCUUUCAUGUCUAAUUUUGGGGACAAUGGCUGAUCCGAUGUUGUCCUCAUCUGUUCACCAAGAGAUGCGUUUGGUGGCAGCUCACGUUGGCGACAGAGUGACAUUAAAAUGUUUCUUUAAGAGUAAUGUUGUCCCAUAUCUUUACUGGUUUAAGCAAACUGUGGGACAGAAGCCAAGACUCAUCUCGGCUUUCUACAAAUACAAAAACACCACCUUCUAUGAUGAGUUCAAGGACAAUACACGGUUCAGUCUAGAAACGGGAAAUGGCAAAAACCACUUGACGAUCACAGAUUUGCGUAUUUCAGAUUCAGCUAUUUACUAUUGUGUUUAUAAUUUACACAUAUUAGAAUUUCUAGACGGCUGUAUUGUCAUUGUAGAGGGCUCAGGUUCGAACAUCCAAGCAUCGGUCCAACAAUCAACCUCCGUCACCGUCCAGCCAGGAGACUCUGUGACUCUGAACUGUACAGUACACACUGGGACCUGUGAUGAAGAACACAGUGUUUACUGGUUCAAAAACAAAGAGGAAUCUCAUCCAGGGGUCAUUUACGCCCACGGAGUCAGGAAUGAUCAGUGUGAGAAGAAAAACAACACACGAACAAACAACUGUGUCUACAACCUGCCGAUGAAGAGCCUGAAUGAAUCUCAUGCUGGGACCUACUACUGUGCUGUUGCCUCAUGUGGACAGAUACUGUUUGGAAAUGGGACCACGCUGGACUUUGAAGAUCCAUCAGGAUUUGCAAGUGAGGCGAACAGGCUGGUGUUGGUGUAUGUCUUGAGUGGAGCUUUGACAUUUGCCACCAUGCUGAGUGUUUCUCUGGCUUUCAUACUGUACCAGAGGAACAAAUCCACAGUUUCACAAACAGACUCUCAGACGAGGUUCUCCCCUCCUCCCACAACACAUGCAGAGAGUAACCAAGAUGCCGAAAGUCUCCACUACGCUGCUUUAAAUGUUAACCUGCACCUCACAUCGAGAAGACAGAGAAACAACACCAACAGUGAAUGUGUUUACUCUAGUAUUAGAGCGUAAAGAGGGACACUGAGGGCCAGAUCUACUCAAGGUUUGUGUGUAUAAAAACGCGUGCAAACUCACUGCACGCGCAUAAAAACGUACAAACUGAUUUACUAACUAGAGUUGCAUCUUUCAAAAAUAGUGCAAAAUAGCAUCCAGUUAGCACGUUUACCUCAAUGGAUAUGCAAUAUGGGGCGUUUACAUGCAAUGCCGGGAGGAAAAAAUGCAAAUAUAGUAAUUUAGCACACGCAAAGCGAUUUAUCAAACCUGAAAGUAAUUUUCCUAAUAGAAAUUGCGUCUAUACCGUAACCAUCUGCGCUGUCUACACCGUACAGCAGACAACUUUGGUGUUAACAGCACAUGUCAUUUUGAGCUUGCGGUCUCAACGGUAAACACCAAUAGCAGACGCAAAACCGUCAUUUACAUACGGCCGUUUGCACCCGUUGCCAUUUAUGCAAUCAGUCUUAGCAAAUCAGCUGCAGUUCCAGCCCACACGCAAAAUUCUUUGGCAUUUUAGUAGAUC